AUGGUAACGUCACUGACAUCUGACAGGCGCAACAAGAGGUGUCUCGAUGAUGAGAAUGUAUAUAAUCUCACUUUUGUUGCACUUCUACAUCGAGACCGUUCCAGUUUUGAAACAUCACACAGGCUCACUUUUUGUACUUUUCGCAAAAGAACUUAUUGUACUUUCUGCUUGCACAGCAGCUGGUUGUCGCCAGUUACUCCCAGUAUGACGGCCUUCAAUUUGUUCAUCGUCAUAAUCAGGAAAUCCAAUGGCGGAUCUAGAUUGGGGCGGGGUAGGGCAGAUCAAUAUUCUCAUCAAAUGUCGGUUAAACUCAGUUUGGCGUCUCGAAAAAUCUGA
Messenger RNA from Helobdella robusta, 336 nucleotides. RefSeq lists its product as hypothetical. Lineage: Eukaryota; Metazoa; Annelida; Clitellata; Rhynchobdellida; Glossiphoniidae. The record is from RefSeq and is a predicted model, not a curated record. Bases 1 to 336 code for a protein of 111 amino acids. The transcript is spliced from 2 exons.